AGUUCCUACCUAAUUGCCUUGCACAGAGUUCUCAAAGCAUCCCAGUGUUUCUCAACAAAAUGAAGGCUUGUUCAGUCAGCAAGUUACCUUCAUUUUGGUCCCUGUGCCUUCACUUGCCUCUUUUCCUUGCUUUGAUCUUCCCAUCUUGUAGAACUGUUUCCUCAUUGAGAAACGACACAGAUCAUUCGUGCUUACUCAAAUUCAAAUAAUCAAUAUCCGAUGAUCCAUACCAUAUCUUGGAUUCUUGGAAUACUUCUACACACUUUUGUCACUGGCAUGGAAUCACUUGUGGCCGCAAGCAUCAACGAGUCACACGGUUGGACUUAGAUGGAUAUCACUUGCGUGGUUCUCUGUCACCUUCCAUUGGAAAUCUCUCCUUUCUGAGAGUCAUUAUUCUUGACGACAAUGACUUCUAUGGAGAAAUCCCUCAAGAGUUAGGUCGCUUGUUUCGAUUGCAAGUACUUAGCCUCAGCAAUAAUACACUGAGCGGGGAAUUUCCAGUCAACGUGACAAGUUGCUCUAAACUCAGGUACUUAUCUUUUGGUGGGAAUAAUCUUACUGGCAAAAUACCAAAGGAGAUUGGUUCUCUCCAUAAUCUUGAAAAACUAUUUCUGCCCAUGAACAAUUUCAUGGGAACCAUCCCAAUUUCCAUGUGGAAUAUUUCUUCCUUUGUUGUAAUUAGUUUAGACUUGAAUCACUUGGAGGGUAGAAUACCUGAAGAAAUAGGUCACUUGAAAAGUUUGAUAGGAUUUGCAGCAGGUGGAAAUAAACUUUCUGGUGCAAUUCCUUCUUCUGUUUACAAUUUGUCAAAUCUCAUUAACUUUGAGAUUACACAGAAUCAGAUCAGUGGCUCUCUCCCAAGCAACAUGUUUGUCAACCUCCCUAAUCUUCAAAAUUUUCUGCUCGGAGAAAAUCGAUUCUCAGGUCCUAUCCCAGCUUCCAUUGUAAACGCCUCUAUGCUUCAAUGGAUCUCCAUACCAGGAAAUAACUUUGUAGGGCAUGUUCCAGAUCUUGGAAAAUUGCAUGACCUUUCAUUUCUGAGUGUGGGUCAUAAUAAUCUAGGAAGCAAUUCUUCUAACGACUGGGAGUUUUUAAAACCUUUGAUCAAUUGCAGUAAGUUGGAAAUUCUAGCCUUGAAUAGCAACAAUUUUGGUGGCCAUCUACCAGAUACCAUAGGAAAUUUGUCUGCUCAAGUCACACAAUUAUAUCUUGAAUAUAAUCAAAUAUCUGGCAAAAUCUCUCCAGCAUUAGGAAACCUCGUUAACCUGAGGCUAUUGCACAUGGAGAUGAAUUAUUUCACUGACAUCAUCCCAUUUACUUUUGUAAAGUUUCAAAAGAUGGAAGCUUUAUAUUUAUCAGGAAACAAACUGUCUGGAGAAAUAACCCCUUACAUAGGUAACCUUACUCAAUUAUUUGAUUUGGAUUUGUCAGAUAAUAUGCUUGAAGGACAAAUCCCUUCCAGCAUUGAAAAUUGCAAAAAAUUGCAGCAGCUUGACCUAUCACAAAACAAGUUUAGUAGAGCUAUACCAAUAGAGAUCUUCGGCCUUCCAUCUUUAUCAGUCUCUCUAAACUUAUCACACAACUUGCUGAGUGGCAAUCUCCCUAAUGCGGUGGGAAAUUUAAAAACUAUUACUAAAUUGGAUGUCUCUCACAAUCAUUUAUCUGGCGAUAUUCCAAAAACCAUUGGAGAUUGUGCAAGCUUGGAGUAUCUCCUUUUACAGGGAAAUUUCUUUCAAGAAACAAUUCCUUCAUCUUUGGGCUCAUUAAAAGGUUUACGAUAUUUAGACUUGUCAAGAAAUAACUUGUCCGGAUCAAUUCCAGAAGGUCUGCAAGAUAUUUCUAUUUUAACAUACUUCAAUCUUUCUUUCAAUAUGUUGCAUGGUGAAGUACCAAAAAAAGGUGUCUUUAGCGAUGCAAAUGCAAUAUCAUUGACAGGGAAUAAUGGCCUCUGUGGUGGCAUAUCAGAGCUAAAACUACCAUCAUGCCCUGUUAAUGACAAGGGAGAAACAAACCAUCAUAAUUUGAAGUUGGUAGUAGCAAUAUGUUGCGUGGUGGGUUUUCUUCUUCUUUUACUUCCAUCUAUACUUUUUAUUUAUCAUAAGAGGAAAAGGAGCAAGAAAUCUUCUGAGAGUCCACCAACAAUUGACCUACUUCCCAAGGUGUCAUAUCAAAGUCUACACAAUGCCACAGAUGGGUUCUCAGUCAACAACAUGAUAGGAUCAGGAAGUUUUGGCUCUGUAUAUAAAGGAAGUCUUGAGUCUUAUGACGUUGUUGCAGUAAAGGUCUUCAACCUUCGAUGUAAGGGAGCUCCAAAGAGUUUCGUGGCUGAAUGUAAUUCACUUAGGAAUACAAGACAUCGGAAUUUGGUAAAAAUUUUAACAUGCUGCUCUAGCAUAGAUUACAAGGGCAAUGAAUUUAAAGGUCUAGUUUAUGAGUACAUGGUGAAUGGAAGCCUGGAAGAUUGGUUGUAUCCAAGUGAAGAAAAUCCGAAUCCUCCAAGAAUGCUGCUUGUUGAUCAGAUAUUAAACACUCUUAUUGAUGUUGCAUCUGCAUUACAUUAUCUUCACCAUGAAUGUGAGCCACCACUUGUUCAUUGUGAUCUGAAGCCAAGUAAUAUCCUUCUUGAUGGGAACAUGGUUGCUCAUUUGAGUGAUUUUGGAUUAGCAAGACUACUUUCAACUAUAGAAGGCAUUGCUCCUACACAGAGCAGCACAAUUGAAAUAAAGGGUACUAUUGGCUAUGUUCCUCCAGAGUAUGGAUUGGGUUCUGAUGCAUCAGUACAAGGUGACAUGUAUAGCUUUGGCAUUCUUGUUCUAGAAAUGUUAACCAAUAGAAGGCCCACUGAAGAUAUAUUUAUGAAUGGUCACGAUCUUCAUAGCUAUGUGGAAAUUGCAUUUCCGAACAAGGUUUUGGAAGUGGUGAGCCCAACUAUUCUUCCAAGAGAAUCUGAACAUAGAACGGCAGAAUCAGGAGACUCAUGGAACAACAUGAUACAAAUCCAUCCUAAUUUGCAGAAAUGCUUACGUUCUUUAUUUAAGAUUGGACUUUCCUGUUCAAUGGAAUCUCCAAACCGAAGAAUGAGUGCUGCAGAUGUCAUCAGGGAGCUAAAUUCUAUCAAAAGUUCCGUACCUUCAGGUAAUCGAAUGUUAUUUGGUCCACCUGUUUCAACAAAUAAUCGAAACGUCAAUGGGAUGAGCUAAACACUGUUUGCAUAGGCAUGUCUAGUUUGUAGCCUUGUUUGUAUGCGCUUAUUUUUGAUUACUUGGUCUACACGUGGUCUUCACAAGUUUAUAGGCGGAGAUCAUCAUAAUGUGCUUUAUGUUUGUUUUUAUUAUUUGUGGUUGGGAGAAGAGCUUCCUUUGUUAUGUAUGACUAAUAAUGGUUCCUUAACGAUAUUGUGUCCUCUAUGUUUCAUCCUCUUGUUCUAGUAUCUACUGUGCACUUUGGGUAUGCGGUUUCUUU
Molecule: messenger RNA, 3462 nt
Organism: Prosopis cineraria
Lineage: Eukaryota; Viridiplantae; Streptophyta; Magnoliopsida; Fabales; Fabaceae
Product: putative receptor-like protein kinase At3g47110
Exons: 3
Coding region: 618-3200 (860 amino acids)
Biological process (GO): protein phosphorylation
Molecular function (GO): protein kinase activity; protein binding; ATP binding
Source: RefSeq, a predicted model, not a curated record